Molecule: messenger RNA, 600 nt
Organism: Octopus bimaculoides (California two-spot octopus)
Lineage: Eukaryota; Metazoa; Mollusca; Cephalopoda; Octopoda; Octopodidae
Product: lysine-specific demethylase 5A
Biological process (GO): regulation of DNA-templated transcription; chromatin remodeling
Cellular component (GO): chromatin; nucleus
Molecular function (GO): histone H3K4me/H3K4me2/H3K4me3 demethylase activity; DNA binding
Source: RefSeq, a predicted model, not a curated record
AUGGUGUUGGUGGUGGUGAUGAUGAUGAUGGUGGUGGUGGUGGUGGUGCUGGUGGUGAGAGAGAAAAUGGCAAAGUACAACUACAACAAGACGACGAUGAUGAUGAUGAUGACAAUGAUGAUGAUGGUGAGGAUGUGGUUAUGACAGUGGACGAUGAUAACAGGAACAUUGACGACGAUGACGAUGACGAAAUGUUUGACGACGACGCGAGCAGGCAGGGCGAAGGACACGAGCAGUCGCCCACGGAUUCUGAACCGACGACCGGAAGCAGACAAACAGCAGCGGCAAAGACUAUAAACUCAACAUCAACAGCAGCGACGACGACAACAACAACAACAAAACCAACUACAACAUCAACAGCAGCAGCAUCAGGCCCCUUGGCGGAGACUUUGACGGCCGGAAAGAAAGACCCUGCAAGUGAGCAAGCCAGCAAACAAGGAAGUCAUCUUUCUAUGAACAAUAACAAGUGGUGCCACUGAGACUUCAUACACACACACACACACACACACACACACACACACUCCAGUACUUCACAGAUGCCCUCCCCCACCACUCCAAUAUAUUUAUAUAGACUGCUAACAUUAUAUUGCUGUCCCUCCC